UUGUCAUGUCUUUUUUCUUCUUUAAGGAAUAUUCUAGGUUCAGCACAACUGAACAACAUCUGCGGAAUCUCAAUUACCACAGAAAGUAAUUUAUCAUAUUUUAGUCUGCAACGACAACAAUGACCCAAACCCAGAUGCUGAUGAUAAAAGUAAAGUUGAAAUCCUAAAAAGCAGUUUAUUUAAUAUGAAUGUGUUUCAAAGAGAGAGAUGAGAUGUGAAUGUGCUGAGCGUGUUUUGUGUGUGUGUAUGCUCUGUUUUCAUAGGCCAUAUGUUUCUGUUUAAAACUGUUUUAAAGGGGGCGGAGAAUCAUUUGAUUGGCAUCUGUUUCCCCUCUUCUCUAUUGAGCCGCCCCUCGAGCCUUUAGCUUUUGGUUUAUUUUCCUCAUCUCAUCUUUCAGUCCUUCGUAAGCUAACCCUAUUCGUUCUCUCUUUCUUUCCCUCCUGUGCUCCAUUCCUUUAUUCAGUCGGCAUCUGUCCUGUUCACUGAGGAUAUCAGAAGCUUGCAGUACACAUUUGUAUCCUGCUGCUGGAUGGACCCCUGGCCUCUGGGCCAGUGGGAUGUGCUUGAAGUCGAAUUGCUGAAAACCUUUGGUUUUGGGACUUUAAGGCUGUGUGGACAAGGAUGUCUAAUUGUCGUACCUGAACUCUGAUUCAAACUUUUUGCUUUUAUAGACAUUAAAUCCACUUGGAUGAACCUUUGAUCGGAUACCGCGUGCUGAUUGGCUGGGGCCGUGUUUGUGUUGGUGAAUGGCGCGGCGCAGUUCAGGUAGACGCGGGCGUGGAGGCAGUUGGCUCACAGCCUGCUUUUUCCCAUCAUCCUCAGGGAAAGAGCAUGGAGAUGCUCUGGGUGCAGAGGAUUGUAGGUGUGUGUACGUGGUGGCGGCGCAUUACCGACGGCAGGAGAACACAGAGAUCAGUCUGAGGGCAGGAGAGAGAGUGGAAGUGAUAGAGAAGAGUGAGAGCGGGUGGUGGUUUGUAAGAACAGCUGAAGAACAAGGCUGGGUUCCUGCUACAUACCUUGUAUCUCUCACAGGACAUCGAGACAGCCACAAAGCAGCAAACGGAGAGCCCGAGCGCUAUGUUACAAUUCAGCCAUACAGCAGCUCCAGUCUGGAUGAGCUUGGCUUUGAGACUGGCGUCAUUGUUGAGGUCAUCCAGAGGAAUCUGGAAGGCUGGUGGUUCAUACGUUAUGGAGGAAGAGAGGGAUGGGCACCAGCUGCUUACCUGCGGAAGAUGCAAGAUGGUGUUAUGCCUGGUAACCAGGCAACAGAGUCAAAUAAACCAGCUGUGGAGGGUCAGGUGGAAAUCAUCGGCAACCUGAUGGAGAUCAGCAACCUUCUGAACAAGAAACCUGCCAGCGAGCACUACAUGCAAAACAACACAAACGCUCACCGUCACAGCAACACGUCUGUGCAUUCAAAAACUGACACCUAUACACAAUACAAUGGUGAUGCAGAGCAGAUAGAUGAGUUUAUUUACAACACACACAGCAGCUUUAACACAGUUAAGAUGAGCUGCAGUGGCUCAGUGAGAGAAUCUGGAGACCAGAUCGGCCCUAGCUGCUCUCCACACACAGACACAAAUAUGUGUCUGUCUGUCUCAGAUACGAGUGUUUGUGUGUCCGUGUCAGAUGCUAAUGUGUCUGUGAUGCGUUCAAAAGCAAGUGUGUGUUCUGCAACACCAUCCACAAUGAAGAGCAAAACUGUUCCUCCAUCUCCUGCCAUCGCUCGAGUCGCACCUCAGAGAGUCCACAGCGUAGAGACAAGAUCAGCAUCAAGCAGUCAGAAACCGCCUCCCCGUCGAGAAAAUAGCCUGGGCUUUCAGUUACCGCAGCCUCCAGAUCCCCCUAGUGUUGAAGCCGAGUAUUACACCAUCGCAGAGUUCCAUUCCUGCCUGGCAGAUGGGAUCAGUUUCAACGGAGGACAGAAAGCUGAUGUCAUUGAGAAGAACUCUGGAGGUUGGUGGUUUGUCCAAAUUGGAGAAAAGGAGGGCUGGGCCCCGUGCUCAUACAUCGACAAACGCAAGAAGCCUAGCUUGAACCGUCAAACCAGCACGCUGACCCGUCCCAAAGUCCCACCUCCUGCACCACCAAUCAAAAAGCAGAACUCUCUUCCAUGCGGGGAGUCAGAGGUCAUGUCAGCGGCAAGUCUACGGGUCUAUGAGGAACCUGAAUACGACGUUCCAACAGUGGGCCUGGAAUUUGACCCCGAGCUGGAGUUUUUCCCAGGGGAACCUCCAACGAAAGCCCCACCUCCUCUGGUUCUACGUAAUGUUUCCUUUACGUUGGGGGAAGGUGACCAGGAGGAAGAUGAGGGUGUUUAUGCGAAUGGUGGAUUCAGACCUGCACCACCCUGUCAGGAGAACAACCACUCACCAUCCCUUCGGGAAUCCAUGUGGGAUCCACCUGAAUAUGAUGCCCCUACUAUCGAGCCCAGCAUCGAACGCAACGCCACGCUCUAUGCACACUCUAAAUUCAAACAGCAAGCCGAUGAGUCCAAAUCUAAACCGUCUGUCCGUCCAAAACCUGCAAACCCAGAAUUUAGCUCUCUUAGAAGGCACAAGUCUGCAAACCAGGAGCAACAAGGACAAAUACAAUGCAGGACGUCCCGCACAUCCGAGGAAUCUGAGACUGGCUCCGCCGUGUCGUCGGAUGACUCCUUUGACUUCUGUUCUUCUGAUCCAUCCAAUCACAGUUCCACCCGUCUGUUCCGCACGACUGCAGCGUACCAGCAAGAGGAGCCGAGUGAGAUCAGCUUUCCCGCAGGAGUCCAGGUGGAGGUCCUAGAGAAGCAGGAGAGCGGUUGGUGGUUUAUUCGCUUGGGGAACGAAGAGGGCUGGGCACCCACGUACUACCUACAGCCAAUCAUGACCUCUUACACAGAAGCCAAUAACACAGAGUCUCUGUGUGGGGCUCCCGCUUCCGAGAUGGAGAUUACAGUGCAGCUAGAUGUCGGAAAUGCGGGUAGACGCGUAAGUCUGGAGAAGAAUGAGCAACGUGUUAAUCAAAGCUUGAAAGGCAGCCACAGAUCGAACGAGCAGAACUGCCGCGUCGGGGUUAAGCAGCUCGCGGUUAGACCUCAAAAUGUCCUCGCUGCAACCCACACCAAAGACAACACAAAGAGCUCUUCCAUUAACACACACACUUCACCUGUGGGACGAAGAAACGAUGCUCCGCCCCACCACGCCUCGCAUUACAAUGACCAAUCUACCUCUGCAGGUAAAAUGGAAAGCAUGAGGCGAAAGGUGCCGGUUUCCAUGGUGAAGCCUAAACCCCAUCUCAUUCACAACAAUCUGCGGGAGGAGUAUGUGACGAUCGCCGAUUACAGAGGUGAUUCAGAGACAAUGAGCUUCCCUGCCGGUACUAGACUGGAGGUGUUGGAGAGAAAUACCAACGGCUGGUGGUACUGUCGCAUGCUUGACUCAACGAAGACACGCAAGGGAUGGGUACCUUCCAACUUCCUUGAGAGACGGAGCUAGUGGAACUUCAGCAUUAGUGUUAAAUUCAGUACCCAACCAUUUUUAGACAAUAGACAUUUUGGAUGGUACAAUAUGCCUAAUAGCUAAAAUCACCAACCGAGAUAAUAAUUGGCUUCAGAAAACUGCAUGAUAAUGUCCUGUUAAUCUUAUAAUGGGACCUUCUAAACAAAUUAACAUAAAUACAUGUACUCUUAAGAGAUGGUCACACUAAGCAUGCAACAUUUAUAUGGUUACCUUUUGAAUAUUUGCAACCAGACAUAUCACACCUCGAGGGUUUUCUCAUCUAUGAGUUUUUUCAUGGAUUCUAAUGUGCUUGCGUUGUUACUUUUUUGACAAAAAAAGUAAUUUUUUUAUAAUCUGUUAUGAAUGUCGACGUAUUGAUCCUCUAUAAAUUUGCUUGUCACAUUUCAUCAAACUUGAACUAUGGAAGGCCGAACUACUUCACAUGAGCUUGCCUGUCUUGUCUCCAGCAUUCACAUGCAUUUGGAUGGAAAUCAGUAGAAUUAAAAGUUUUGAAUCAAAAAAGUUCACCAUGGAAAAAUGUUACUUUUGAAAAAAUGUGUCCUUGUGAGAAGGUUAGUCUCAUUAUUCUAAACCCAGCCUAACCCUUUACAUCAACCAUAACCCAAAACAUAAAGGGGUUCUCUUGGUAAUAAAUCACAUUAAACAAGGCCCUUUUCAUUAUGGAUCACAAAAUCAAACAUGUUAUGAAACCAAAAUAUGAGUCAUUUCUGGACUUCAGCACUUAACAGUCUUCACAAUCACAAUCAGGUGUGCAGAAGUGGCACAGAAAUUGAACACUGUACCUUUAAAUCUAAAGUAAAGUUGGUUGCUGAUUGACAUCAUGUAUACUCAGAAUGCUUGUGCUGGAUGAUGUGAUGUUAUUUUCACUGAACAGGCUUUUAGUUAUUGCUUUUAGCCGCAGAAAGCACUUUCAAGUCAAUGUCUAUCUAUAUAUCUAUCUGUGAAUGUUACUUAGUUUGUAUACUCAAACAUGGUGCUAUUGCUUUAUUAAAUCAUUUCAUUUUUUAAAUAAAGACUUGUAUGUUUGUUCGCAGCAUUGCCGCUUUAUCACAAUCGCAAGAAAGUAUGUGUUCUUGU
This is a messenger RNA of Triplophysa dalaica, 4577 nucleotides long. RefSeq names its product SH3 and PX domains 2Ab (gene sh3pxd2ab). The transcript is spliced from 7 exons. Lineage: Eukaryota; Metazoa; Chordata; Actinopteri; Cypriniformes; Nemacheilidae. Bases 747 to 3476 code for a protein of 909 amino acids. The record is from RefSeq and is a predicted model, not a curated record. Gene Ontology annotation, molecular function: protein binding; superoxide-generating NADPH oxidase activator activity. Gene Ontology annotation, biological process: superoxide anion generation.